CUAUUUUGCUUUAUACAAUAUGUGUAUAUAGUAAGCAAAGAACAAUAAGUUAUGGUUUCCUAGGAGACUUAUUAUAUUGUUAUACAAUAACUUGUAUACCAUUUAAAAAAAGGACGUGAUAGUGCAUGAUAAUUUAUUAAAAUUGCGUUAUUAAUAUUUACAAAGGCGUUUAAUUUAAAUAUAAUGAGAAUUUUUCUUAUACAUAUGUAUAUAUAAGUGCAUGUAUACAGUAAGCAGUAUUUGAUACAUCCAAUAAUCAAUAUGAGUUGUGAGAAUAAGUCUUUAGUUUAGUAUAUAUUUUUAUUUUGUGAUGGAAGAUAGCGGAAUUGAUAGUGAUCCAAAAACUACUAGUCAUGUAGAAGAUGAGAGACUUUUUUUGGGUAGUGAUAGCAGCUCUAGCAGCAAUCAGACACAAACAUUACAACAUAAUUCUACUACUAAGCAGCUACAAAGGAAGCUAGAGGCAAGAAUUGAACAAGCAAAGCGUAUUCAACGUAACUCAGAUUAUGUAAAGUUGCCAAAGUAUGAUAAGGGAUGUGGAGGUGGUAGUAGCACAACUGGUUUAAUAUCCAUUCAAAGACUUCCUAUACCAAAUAAAAAUAAGGAACAUCUUCCUCUUGUUGAGUAUUGGCAUUGUGACAGUGAAAGUGAAGGUGAAAUGACUCUCUUUCCAAUAAAUAAAUCAAAAGAUUCUUCAAAGCAUAAACAAGAUCUUACUGACACAUUUAGCAUUGAAGAGCUAAGUGAAGAGAGUGAGGAUUCUUUGAAUUUAGGACCUGCCCGAUCAUCUCCAGAACUGAAGUUUAUGAAAUCUUAUAGGUGUACUGGUGACUGUUGUCGCUGUCAGUGCCACAUAUUGUAAUUUAUUGUUAUGUAUAUAUAUUUUAAAUAUGUUACAGAUUACGUUUUACAGAUUAAAUAUUAGUUUGAAAUUUUGAAAUUUUAUGUAAUUUAUGUAAUUUUAUAUAUAACAGAUGAUGCAUGCCAAAUAUACUAAACAUUUACAAAGUGUAA
This is a messenger RNA of Osmia lignaria (orchard mason bee), 1014 nucleotides long. RefSeq lists its product as uncharacterized. NCBI's taxonomy places the organism in Eukaryota, Metazoa, Arthropoda, Insecta, Hymenoptera, Megachilidae. The record is from RefSeq and is a predicted model, not a curated record.